Myripristis murdjan (pinecone soldierfish) is the source of this 4907-nucleotide messenger RNA. It is a transcript of the gene arhgap44a, whose product is annotated as Rho GTPase activating protein 44a. The coding region runs from base 217 to 3135 and encodes 972 amino acids. Gene Ontology annotation, molecular function: protein binding; GTPase activator activity. Gene Ontology annotation, biological process: modification of dendritic spine; positive regulation of GTPase activity; signal transduction. Gene Ontology annotation, cellular component: postsynaptic density; leading edge membrane; cytoplasm. The transcript is spliced from 21 exons. The record is from RefSeq and is a predicted model, not a curated record. NCBI's taxonomy places the organism in Eukaryota, Metazoa, Chordata, Actinopteri, Holocentriformes, Holocentridae.
AUCCCUGCGCAGGCUGUGGGGCAAUUGUAGCUGCAAAAAUCCUUUGAAAAGAUGUAAUCUGGAAACGUUCAUUCUCGGUCUUGGCAAAUUGCGAUGAGGGAAGGAAAAUAUGACAGAGCGGAUUUUUUGUUGCGCCUCUGUGGAGCACGGGCCGUUAUUUUGAGAGAAAUAAUGCGGAAUAUUCCCCCCUGUAGGUGUUAACGCAGAAAAUACAAGAUGAAGAAGCAAUUCAAUCGGAUGCGACAGCUCGCCAACCAAACGGUGGGCAGGGCAGAAAAAACAGAGGUGUUAAGCGAGGACCUUUUACAGGUGGAGAAGCGUCUGGAUCUGGUCAAGCAGGUGACGCACAGCACUCACAAGAAGCUGACCGCCUGCCUGCAGGGUCAGCAGGGGGCUGAUAUGGAGAAGAGAUCUGUCAAGUCACCCUCUAAAAAACUACCACUCACUAUCCUGGCACAAUGUUUGGUGGAAGGGGCUGCAGUGUUAGGAGACGACUCUCUCCUCGGGAAGAUGCUGAAGCUUUGUGGGGAGACAGAGGAGCGGCUGGCACAGGAACUCAUCCAGUUUGAGUUCCAGAUAGAGAGAGACGUAGUGGAGCCUCUCUAUGUGCUUGCUGAGGUGGACAUUCCUAACAUCCAGAAACAGAGGAAGCACUUAGCUAAGCUCGUCUUGGACAUGGACUCAGCUCGGACAAGGUAUCAGCAGUCAUCCAAGUCAUCCAGUCACCCAAGCACCCUGCAGCCCGGCGCCAAGUCUGAGUCCCUCAGAGAGGAGAUGGAAGAGGCAGCCAAUCGGAUGGAGAUCUGCAGGGAUCAGCUGUCGGCAGAUAUGUACAAUUUUGUGGCCAAAGAAAUAGACUAUGCAAACUACUUUCAGACACUGAUAGAAAUACAGGCAGAAUAUCAUAGGAAGUCAUUAGAGAUUCUUCACAGUGUCCUGCCCCAGAUUAAAGCUCACCAAGAGGCGUGGGUGGAGAAGCCGUCCUUUGGCAAGUCGCUGGAGGAACACUUAAACAUUAGCGGGAGAGAGAUUGCCUUCCCCAUUGAAGCGUGUGUCACCAUGUUGUUAGAGUGCGGCAUGCAAGAAGAGGGCCUGUUCAGAGUGGCUCCCUCAGCCUCCAAGCUGAAGAAGCUGAAAGCCUCCCUGGACUGUGGAGUUCUGGAUGUGCAGGAGUACUCUGCCGACCCACACGCCAUCGCAGGAGCUCUGAAAUCAUACCUCCGUGAGCUCCCCGAGCCACUGAUGACCACUGAACUUUACGAUGAAUGGAUUCAGGCUUCCAACAUUCAGGAUAUGGACAAGAGACUACAAGCAUUAUUGGCAGCAUGCGAAAAACUUCCAACAGACAACCUGAACAACUUCAGAUAUCUAAUCAAAUUCUUAGCCAAAUUGACUGAGUACCAAGAUGCAAACAAGAUGACUCCAGGCAACAUGGCGAUCGUCCUCGGCCCUAAUUUGCUCUGGACACACUCUGAAGCAAAUAUGACAGAGAUGAUGACCACCGUGUCCCUACAGAUCGUUGGCAUCAUUGAGCCCAUCAUCCAGCAUGCUGACUGGUUCUUCCCUGGAGAGAUUGAGUUCAACCUGACAGGCAGCUACGGCAGCCCCAUCCACACCAACCACAACUCCAACUACAGCUCCAUGCCCUCACCAGACAUGGACCAAUCAGAACGCAAGCAGCAGCACGACCAGAGCCGACGCCCACUCAGUGUUGCAACAGACAACAUGAUGCUGGAGUUUUACAAGAAGGACGGCAUUAGGAAGAUACAAAGUAUGGGCGUGCGGGUGAUGGAUACCUCCUGGGUGUCUCGUAAGGGUUCAUCCACACUGGCACGCAAGGCCUCCUCAACCCCUCCAGGCAUGCAAGGCCCCGGCUCUCCCGCAGACACACUGAUCCCGGAGCAGCCUGGAGAGCUGGCCACGUCCCCCUCUGCUACACCUCCACCUGCAGAAAGGGUUGGCUCAGACGACGUGUCACCCAAUCGGCCGGACACCUCUCAUGGCCACCCGCCCCCAGGGGAGGACCGGCCACCCCCUCCUUACCCCACCGCCUCGUGCCACCCUGCCCCACACCACUUCUAUCCCAAACCCCCGCCCUGUGCUCGCCCAGUGGCCCCGGGUCCAGAGUCCCAGCCCCCUGGCUCACCCCCUCCCCCACUGCGCUGGUCUGGCUUCACUCCCCCCGCCCCGCCCCCUUCCUCCUCCUCUUCCUCUUCCUCCUCGUCACUUGACAUCAAUUCAAACCCCAAGCCCAGCUGCCUGCAUUUCCCCAAGCACGGCCCGCCUGGCGACGUGUCGCAUGUCCCCCCACCCGACACUAAUGCUUCGCCGCUCUACAUCAAAACACCCUUGGUACUAACCCGCCACGACCUGUCCCUUGGCAACCCCCCUAGCCUCCCUUCGUCCGCGCCCCCGCCCCCGCCGUGGGCUGCCUGUCCAUGUGCCCGAGAGAGAGGACCCCCCAGGCUGACUAGUACACUGAAGAGUAAAGAGCUGUCUCCUGUGAUUGGACAUAAAGCCAUCCAGGUGACAGGCCCAACGGUCCCGCCCGGCAGCAGCCCGCAGAGCAGCAGCCAGUGCCCCCACUCUGCAGAGCACAGUCCACACACCCUGCGCAAAGGUUCUAAGAAGUUGGCCCCUGUGCCUCCCAAGGUCCCCUACGGCCAGUCUGGCGGGAUGUCCGACCAGUCCACAGGUCAGCCGUCGCCGGUCAGCCUGUCCCCCACCCCCCCUAGUACUCCCUCCCCUUAUGGACUGGCCUGCCCACCAGGGCAAGCGCUCGCGUCCUCCCCUGGGCAGACCCCCCUGGGGGCGCCCCAUUCCCUUUCGUCCCCACCCUCCUUGACCGGAACACUCACCAAGUCCCGGCCUGCCCCUAAGCCCAGGCAGAGACCCAGUCUGCCCCCUCCUCAGCCGCCCACAGCCCCCCCAGGGCUCUCUGGCCCGGCCCCGGCCCCGGUUCCCCAGCCCCUGGAGCAAGGCCUCCUGGACGGACUGUCCCCCGGGGAGAGCAUGUCCACAGGUAAACACCAGCCCAUGGCAACAACACCCCCGCCACCACCUCAGGUGGGGCUGCAGCGGCCCUCUCUCAGACUCGCUGUGGCUCUGUCCAAUGGAGACGGUGGACGAGUGUAGGACUCUGUAGGACUUUGAGAAUGUUGCUGUAGAUAUAAAAGCUACCUAUCCCUUUCAUCAACUGCUCCCAAAAGAAUGUCUGAAUGAAUAACAGUUGCCUUUUAGACACAGUUGCCUGAGAAUGACAUGAUGUAAAUAUUAGAAUUUUUGUGCAAUUAUUGUAGCAAGAAAAAAAAACCUCCUGACCUAUGUAUUCAUUGCUUGUGUUAUGUGAUGAUGUUUCUGGGUAACGUGUGGAAACAUCAGAGAAGCAUAGCUCGUCCUGCUUGUAUGGAAGUUGCCAUUAGAUUCAUCUUGUGCUCUCUGUUUAUCUGUGUUACCCAGACCCUCACUCGGCAGAGGUAGGUCAGAGGCUUACACAGUUCAUACCAGUCCAAUCUUUAUCAGCACCUAGGGGCGUUGGAGACCUAGCCAGAUACACCCAGCAAUAUAUCUAUGAUGUUCUGAUGAUGAGGUGUUCUGUCAAUAUAUACCAAGCAUUCUGUCACUUCUGUUAUAUUUAUCAUUCUCUUGUUCCCCCUGCUACUAUUGUGUACCUUGCAGCUGUGUGAGGCCAGGGAUUCAGUGUGGGCUAAGUGUGAGGGGGACUUUUAGGGUAAGCCAGACCGCCCCCGCCCCGUGCGCUCCAUCUCACCGCCUGGCCUAGUGCUGUGGCUGCCUCUGGGGUCUCCUGCAGCCUGCCGCAAACAUUCGUACCUACCUCUACCUCUCUGUCAAUCAGAACACUUUAUCUAUUCCCUGUCAGCAGGUUCACUUUACAGUCUCUUUGCACAGUGUUGCAGUUGUAAUGCAUGGCUUAAGGACUUCCCAGAGCGCACCACACUGUGCUCACAUUGCAGACUCUGUCGCUUACAAAGGUCCAUUUUAAAGCCCGCCCGUUCCUUUCUCUCCCCAUUCCCAGUCCUAUGCCAACAGACAUCCCCCUCUAAUGCCCCUGCCACCGGUAAUGGGGGGGCCACAGGUAACCCCCACUCCUCCUUUGGCAGGUUCAUCGCUUUGUAUAACCUCUGCUCCCUUUUACUACACUGCCACGCUCCAUCUCAUUCCUACACAGGAGUAGUCAUCACUCUCUCUGCUUGGACUUGCUGCCUACAGUAAAUGCAGCAGUGCUUUAUGAUACCUAUAUUUAGAACAAAUAUCCAGCCAGUCCUCAUGAGAUUUCCAUUGUUACUUCAAGCCUACCUUGGUGUCUUGGUGCCAUUUUUCACAGAGUUCCACACACAUCUUGUUGCCUCUGUGUUGGUUUAUCUGGCCGUUGUCGUAAACGUGUACAGUAAUGUGUCAUUGUGCAGUCAUUUUUGACCUGUUAUUGUACUUUUAUCACACAAUUUUACUAUGUAUCGUCUCAAAAGAUGCAAAGAGCCGUGACGUACACUUGUCACUCCGCAGUCGGUUCAACAGAGAUGUGACUUGCAACACACUUACAACAUCCCUGUGUAGAAUGUGAAAGACUAAACACAUGUAAUCUGCUACUUCCUUCAAAUGAGGGCAGACAUCAUAUGCCACUUAUCUUGAGUUCAGACUCAAAAAGACUAAAUUUUUAUUUCUGCUCUCUUCCGUUUUUUACACCUCAUCAUCAUCAUCAUCAUAUGCCCUCCCCCCUUCUUCUUGCUCAUAAUCACCACCGCCACCAUUCUGCUCCUCAUACUCACCUUUCCCACCAUGCUCACCAUUAGAUAUCUUCAAUUAUGAAAUCCCCUCCAUCAAUGUCAAUCUGGACAGCCUCAUCGAUGAGUUCAGCGGCGCCCCCUGCAGGAGCUCCCUGGCAGUGA